AUGCCCCUUUCGACCUCAUCUUUGGCUUCGGCUGGCAGCCAUAGCCGCCGCCACCGCCACCACCACCAGCAGCAGAAGCAGCAGCAGCCGCAACAACAACAACAACAGUCUUCAAAGAGCUCCAAGUGUGUCCACUUUGCCACGACACAGGACCUCGAGACAUUCAGACCGCAGCUGGCGUCGCACUACGCGACGCCGUCCUUUGCCCGUCCUGUUCCUCAAAAGGGGUCCACGACUCGACGCUAUACGAUCGAUGAAGUGGAGCUGUACUUUAGUGAAGAUCGCCCGGCCUGCCCCGUGGUGCCGAGCGACUAUGCCGUGCGAAAAGCAGCAAACCGCGACAACUUUGUGCUCUGUGGCUACCUUGAGACUCGCCGCGUGACAUUAGGCCGCACGAGUUGGACCCCGCACUGGGCUGAACUGUAUCCAGGAAUUCUCGAGCUGCGCAAAUGUACCGACGCGAGCGUGCGCAAGAGGGCGCUGCUGCCCCUCAAGAGUUGCAAACUGACCUUCUUCGACCUGAAAGAACACGCGGUCAUGCAGAUGGAGUUUCUGUAUCAAGGCAAAAGCGACGCGAGGGUGCUUCGGUUCCAGACGAAACAGGAUCUGUUCUUGUGGUGGUGGUCGAUCCAAGUGGCCGCUCAAGUGCACAUUGAGCCCCAGUUGCUCCACAAGGGCCUGAGUCGGUCGACGGUGUCGGCACUUCAGCUCAAAGACGGAACGUAUCAAGUGGAUAACGUUUUGUUUCCGAAACUGAUGCAGCCCGUGCUCCAUCCGCUCAAAAAGAAGCUGCGGCUUCCUCGCGGGGUCACGCACCUCAUUUUCAUUCGUCACGGAGAGACGGAGAACAUUAACUUCCGCGUGAGCGACCGAGAGAAGAGACUGACGCAGCGAGGAAAGGAACAGGCGAAGAUCACUGCAAAGUAUCUGAGUAGGAUGCUGCAGGCACGAGGAAGUAGCACGCCCUGCGUGAGUCUAGUGCAUGGAAGAUUGCGACGGACUGUUGAGACGGCGGCCGCGUUUGUGGAUGUGAUGCCAUGGAUCGCCAACAAGAGCGAGUGCUGCUUCUUGGAGGACGGGGCGCCCAAAUCUGUCGAUAUUUAUCAGCGCUACGAGUUCCGUGAGUCGAUGCACAAGAUGGCGUUCCAGAGCAUUUGCCGCUGGGACGGAGGCGACAAUUUCGUGCGCAAUCCAAGCGGUGAGCCCGAGAACUUCAAGAUUGCCAUUGCACACGCGAGUUUCAUCCAGUACUGUAUGGCUCAAUGUUACAACGUUCCCAGGGAGAUCGUCCAACUCGGUGGGCCCAUUAGCCACUGCAGCAUCACGCGGAUCGACGUGAGGUCGAGUGAUGAAUUUGUCGGCAAGUUUUCCAACCUCGUUUCGCACCUGCCACUCACCCACCAGACUAGUGAGUAA
This is a messenger RNA of Hyaloperonospora brassicae, 1416 nucleotides long. The record is from the annotation of a GenBank genome assembly. NCBI's taxonomy places the organism in Eukaryota, Oomycota, Peronosporomycetes, Peronosporales, Peronosporaceae.